GAAAUAAGUUGAUAUGGCGACAUCUGCGUUACAAUAAGGUGGUCGGCAUCCACUAAAGACAAUGAAACCUCUAGCCCGAAUAUCUGGCUUAUUCCUUCAAGCAAAAUAGACGUGAAAUGCCUUUUUCAAAAACCAUUUUCUUUGGGGAAAAAAACAUGUAAUGAUCUUAUUGAUCAUUUCUUUGAAACAUAUGGGCGUUUUCGCCAUAAUAAAAGGCUGGUACCAUAGGCCUUUACUAGUAACAAAUCAAGCAUGCCAAACUUGCUAAACACAUUAUUAAAACGUAUUAAAAUCACUUGUAGGUGUACACUUUAUCAUUAUAUCAGAUCACAGUGUUAAAGUAUACUCAAAUUCUAUUUUGCUACUGCCAAAAAUUUGUCACGACUUCUAUUUUAAAGAGUAACUCCCGUCGAUUCACUAUGAUUGGGUUGUCAUUUUUGCAUUGACAACGAGUAAUGUUUGGGUCCAGCGGCGGUUGUCAGUAGGACGCUGAUCAAGUUUGCCGGUUUGCGGAAUUUUGCAUUUGUUGGUCAGUAUUUAUGCGGGAUAAAAUAUUUCAAUCCGAUAAUUCAAAUAUCCACCAGGUUUUCGUGUUUCGUAAUUCACCCAUGGCCAUGGGAAUUCGCUAAUCAUGUUUGAUUGUAUUGGCAACUGUGUUCUUAUUUCUUAAAUGAUAAUUCAAGCUCGUGGAUCGCCUGCUGUUCCUGGCUUUCGUCAAUUUUCGCUUAUCUUCAUGCUUCAUGACUGCACGUUAAAAUUUGUUUCAUCAUGCCUCAAGCGAAAAGUGCAAAAACUUUAUUGGAACUGUCGAUAGCAUAUGUUGUACAAAGCAUGGACCAGUGGUCAUGGAAGCCCAUCGAGCUCUUAGACAUGUCAGAUUCAGAUCUAGUUUCAAGUCCUUUACAUCAGCUGCCUCUGUGUGUUAUGGAGAAAAUCGUGCAUUAUCUCCACAUGAACCAAUUGCUGACUAAACACUUAAAAUGGGUUAUUACAUCUGAACUAAAUGAGCUUCUAUUAAUCUCACGUGAUGAAAAAGAGAUUCAUGUACAACUCAAACAUGCUUCUAUCCAAUGCCCACUACUGAAAAAAUUGAAAUUUGAAGAAACUUGGAAAUUUCUUGAUAUCGAAACAUCCAUAGUGCAAUUCCUUCCUAAAUUCCAACAAUUAGAGGUAUUGGAAAUUGCAAACACUUCUGUGAGAGACAAUAGCUUAGAAGUUUUUGGAACUUAUUUCAAACAUCUAAGGGAGCUGGAUGUGAGUCACUGUCUAGGUGUGACAGACAACGGAAUUCAAAGAUUGUGUGGUAGUGCCCACCAUUUGGAAGAGGAAAGUAGAAGAAAAGAUUAUGUAUGGUGGGAUUAUGGGAAGUGUAAAGGUAUUCAGAUAUUGCGCGUCAAGGGAACUAACGUUACCAAGAAAGGAAUUCGAAUCGCUCUUCAAAAUCUGCCUUCCUUGAAAGUUUUAAGUCAUAAGUUAGUUGUAGAAGUCUUGAGUAACAUUCAUCAUCAUCAAUUAGCGCUUGAGAGUAACCUGCCCGUAAUCCCCAAAUAUUCCUUAAUUGAAAUCGCUGUCGCCCGUCCGUACACACAUGGAAGCUUAGGCUUAGCGCUCCUUCUUUGCCCUUCAAUUAUCAAGGUCAAGAUUAAGGGUAUUAGUAAUUUUCUUGAUAGUGACUUGUUAGAAUUAUUGUCACUUGCUAAUCUUUGUCACCUAAAUAUAUCUGGUCGUUUUGUAACAUUUUGUGAUGGAGUGAUCCCAUUGCUAAAGGCUAAUGGAAAUCUUCUCGAGAGCCUGAAACUGAAACAUUUCUCUGAUGUCGACAUUCAUUCUAUCAUUGAGUUAUGUCUCAAUCUCAAUUCGCUUACAAUUGACCAUUGUGAGAUUCCCAUUCCUGUUGAAGAUCCAAACAAUUCUGUGCGUCGGAAACGAUUCAAAAUCGAACAACCAAUUUUAAGAAAACUUGAAGUAUUGCGUCUAUUCUUUUCGUCUUUUCAAUUCAAUGCCGAAUCCCUACUUUUGCAGCUCUUGUCAUCGCCUUCACUCAGGAUUCUUGAAAUUGUUGUUUGUAUUGAACUUACGGAUAGCAUACUUGAAAGAGUUGUGUUGCUUCAUCAUUUCCAAAAUUUGAAACAUUUAAAAUUAGCUUUCUGUGGUUCUCUGACCAAAAAAGGAAUUGAUUUUUUGAUGAAUGAAAACAACUCAAUCAAUAGCAUGGAGUUGGAAAUUAACGAGAGCUCUCUUAUUACAACUGAGAACCUAAAUGAAUGGAAAGAGAAAAGCAAACAGAAAAAUUGGCAAUUUAACCUAACUAUUAGGAAUUAUCGAGACUAGUUGUUCAUAAUUGGUGAGAUUUUGUUUUUAAAUGUUCUCCCUUUUCAUUGUGUUCACUUGAUAUAUUCCCUAAGCAUGUUCUUUGGUGUCAUAAACUCAUAAUGUUGAGGCUAGAAAAUAAAUCACCCAAUUUUGAAA
Daphnia pulex (common water flea) is the source of this 2469-nucleotide messenger RNA. RefSeq lists its product as uncharacterized. Lineage: Eukaryota; Metazoa; Arthropoda; Branchiopoda; Diplostraca; Daphniidae. The transcript has 5 exons. The record is from RefSeq and is a predicted model, not a curated record. Gene Ontology annotation, cellular component: SCF ubiquitin ligase complex. Gene Ontology annotation, biological process: SCF-dependent proteasomal ubiquitin-dependent protein catabolic process. The coding region runs from base 769 to 2331 and encodes 520 amino acids.